GUCAGCUUCCGCACGAAGAACAAUCAAUCCCCAUCCCUCUGCUCUGUCUUCCUUUCUUUCGGAUUUCAAUUUUUCUGUCCUCGCCUCCCAUUUCACUGCAAAUUCAACGCAACUGUUAUAUCCUAUCCUACGGCUUCCUCGAAUACUUUAUAUUAUCAAUUUUGCUCCCGGUAUGAUGGGGACUCGAUCGGUGAGCUUCGCGGCUAUCUGUCUCGUUCUGAUCGCGGUUCCCUUUCCGGCAUCGGAAGGAUUGAUCUCUGCUCAGACUGCUAACCGUCCUUAUCCCAAAGUCAUACAUGAUUUGAAGGAAGCAAUUGUGAAGGGGUUAGGAUUCAAGGAGGAGGAUUUCGAGAUAUCUGGUUUUGACUGGAGGGACGUUUUGGUUGGAAGAUCGGUGGCUUAUGAGUUUGAUGUUGAGAUUGAUGAUAAAGUUCUUCCCUUGAAGCUUCUGGAGGAUGUGAAUAGAUGGGAAUAUGUGGAGUUGCCCAUUUUCCGGGUACAGAAUCCGGCAGAGGAAAACGGGUUGGUUGAGAAGAACAAGUUAGAGAGGGAGACGCCUGUGUUAGCUCCUUUCACUCUUGCAGGCCCAAUGGAACUCUGGGUCCAGGAUGCUAAGAACAUGAGGCUUUCGCUGCCUCAUGAUGUGGAUGCUGGGACGGUGAAGAAAGUGGUGUUAGCAGAUGGUGCUAUGGUGACCGUUAAGGGUGCCAGAUCUGUUAGUCUCCGCCACCCAGUCAUGCUCCCGCUUCCAUUUAACAGAUCCCAUAACGGCUUCGCUUCCGGUCUGUUAACUCUGGCAGAUCACCUGCGCCGCAUGAAAGGUGGUCCGGUACUAUCUCUUCGCAUUGUGGGGCCGACUUCUCUCACGUCACCUACUAGUACUCCAUCAUCAAGCAGGCUUAAACUUAAGCGUCUUGCACCCGGCCUGGUGGAGCUAUCUUCUGUGCCUAAAAUCAAAGCCAUCUCCACCGCAGUUGGAGAGCCCACAACUGCCCUCCUAACACCCACCCGAUUCACUACCAUGUGGCCAUUGGUCUCCAUCAAUGGCUCCAACCCUAACUUGAUUGGUUUUGAGUCGUUGCUUUCCUCUGUGCUGGGUCCCAAGGCAAAUGCAAAGGGUUCUUUUAAGCUGCUAAAGGCGGACAUAUCGGCUCAGACGUUCGUGAAGAUGGGUUUCGCGUUGGAGAAGAAGUUGAAGGUGGAGGAGGAUGCGUUUGGUUUGGAGAGUUUCCCGAAGUGGAUGACGAGGCCGGAGACAGUGAGGAUGCAUUUUGAAGUGUUGGCUAAAGUGGACGGAGACAAGGUGGUGCCGGAGAGAGUGGUCCAGGUUCAGCCUGUAAGUCUUGAUAACACUGUCGCACCAAAUAUGCUUUCAGCCAAUGUGACCAUGUCUACCACCCCCAUUCUCCAUCCACCACAAAACCCAUUCACAUUAUGAAUAAUAAAUAUAUACCUGGCUCAGUUUAAGCUGAAAUUCCGCCACACGUUUACCAACUGUUACGAUUGUAUAGAUAGAUAAAAUCUUGUUUUUUUGCAUAUCCUCGCUCCCAAUUAAUCUUAUUUGAGAGAUGUUUGAACCAAAAAUGUUUUUUGUAUUUGUAUUUAUAUUCUAUAUUUUCAAAUUGAAAUUAAUUACAAUUUAUGAAUCCAAAUCACGAAUCGAAUUAAAA
Messenger RNA from Cuscuta europaea, 1670 nucleotides. The record is from the annotation of a GenBank genome assembly. NCBI's taxonomy places the organism in Eukaryota, Viridiplantae, Streptophyta, Magnoliopsida, Solanales, Convolvulaceae.